AUGGGUUCUCGGCGUAACGGAUCAAUGACCACGCGCACAGUCCCAUCCGGCUUGCAGACGCCUGUCUAUCUCCUUUUGAGCCAAGCCCGGAAGGAUCUCUGGGCAAGGUCAUCCCAUGCCAAGCCAGCCUUAAAAGUGUGUGAUGCGGGAUGUUGCUUAUACCCUGUCCUCACAUUGGAGGGACGACCAUCUAAGUCCUUGGCAUUCGCUUGGCCCAUGAGCGGAGUGGUAUUCUAUCCCGUCCGAAACUCGGGGUAUCCUGGUAUUCUGGGGUGCAGCGGCAUUUACUGUUACUAUCACGAGAAAAAUGCGGGAUAG
Molecule: messenger RNA, 318 nt
Organism: Penicillium vulpinum
Lineage: Eukaryota; Fungi; Ascomycota; Eurotiomycetes; Eurotiales; Aspergillaceae
Exons: 1
Coding region: 1-318 (105 amino acids)
Source: RefSeq, a predicted model, not a curated record